AUGUCCCACAUUCCAGUGGCAAUUCUGCUUAUUGCGAGCUGCUCUGCAGCUCACACGAUGCAUUCAGAAAAGCUCCUUCCGUGCCUAAUAAAUUUGAUCAACGGAAAUGCACCAAAGUUUGCCAACCAAAUUAAUCUGUUUGGCGCGAACUUGUCCACUUAUCGGGACUUGGAUUUGCGGGAAGCACUGCUACUAGGGAAGAAUCCUUGGGUAACGGUUAAUUUAGUUCCGUAUGGUCAGUUGCAGAACUUUAACCACCGGCAGUUGGUAAUCUGGAUGGUGAACACGAUGGAUGAGUUUGAACGACAGUUCAAGGACGUUUCGCAGAUGAAUGUCGAGUUUAGAGGGCACUUUGUGGUGGUACUUAAAGGGGAAUUCAUCUGGAAGGCGGUUCUUGGGCACUUCUGGAAUAUCGGUGUAACGAAUGUGAUUCUUAUGGUAGAGGAGGAAGAUGAAGAGAGUAUUUUUGUGGUAGGAUACCAACCGUUCCAAGAGGAUUGUUGUAGAUGUGUGGCUCCAAAAGUGGUGGACAGAUGUUUCAAGGGAAAGUUUGAAGAAGGGAAGUUUGAGUUUUUGUUCGAUAACUUUGUUCGGAGAAUGUACGGAUGUCCGCUGAGAAUAGCUACGUUUACGAGACUUCCGUUUAUUGAAGUGGUUGACAGUAGGGAAGGGCGCAUGGUACUUCAAGGAGCAGAAGGAGAUAUGUUGGAAACCAUUUCACGGAGGAUGAAUUUCACAAUUGAUGUUACAGUACCAAAAGGUGAUCACGUUUGGGGACAGGUCUAUCCGAAUGGUUCGGGAGUGGGAGCGAUUGGAUUGGUGGUGAUGGGUGAAGUGGACUGCACUAUCGGUGGGUUCGUUCCGUAUGCUCUGCUGGUGAAAUUCACCAGUUCAUCGAUCGGAUACUACAUGACGGACUUCGUAUUCGUCGUUCCGGAAGAGUUAGCUGAGAUUUCUUCGCUAAGGCAGCUGAGUAAACCAUUGGGAAAAUGGAUCUGGAUAGGAAUUGCAGCAGUUCUAUGUACUGCAUACAUAGUUGUGAAGGCAUUUAAUUACCCAGAAGUUGGACAAUUCAGCGAAUUUCCAACGUUGACGUUGUUUCGGGUUACUCUUGGGGAUUCCCUGCCAUCGCUUCCACGUGGAAACUUCUUUCGAUUUCUUAUGUUUAUGUUGCUUUAUCACUACCUGAUUAUAAGGGAAAGCUACAAGUGCUCCAUGAUCAGUCAUCUAACGGAGAAAAAACAUUUGAACGACAUCAGCACAUUCGAGACAAUGAUUUCCGAAGGAUACAGCUUUGCGAUAACCUUCCCGUUGUAUGAUUUAUUGUUCAAGGAGACGCUCCAGCUCGACGGGUCGGUGAUUCUGCUCAGCGAGGAAGAGUACAGCCGUGGGUUGGUGCAAAUCAUUAGCGAACGACGUCGAAUCGCGAUGAUUUCCAUACCGGAGGAGAUCGUCGAUUUCAACCACCGCCAUCCCAAUUGGUUGAAUUUUCGAGUCUGCGAAGAAAAUCUGAUGCGGUUCCACUUCAGCGUAUAUUUUCGGCGGUCGUCUCCGAUGGUGCGGGAGUUUGAUCGGCUGGUGCAGCGCAUGCUGGCUGGAGGGCUGAUGGCGAAAUGGCACGCCACGCUGAUGAACCGCAGGUAUCAGGCGACGACGCUGAACGACGAACCGGCAACCGUCCUCACCAACGGGCAUCUUUUCAGCGGGUACAUUUUUCUGGCCGUUGGAUUGGGGGUAGCUGGUUUGGCGUUUUUGCUGGAGGUAGCAUCCGUGCGAAGUGGAAAGAUCAGAUUUGUUUUGAAUCGAUUGUAAUUUGGCGG
Messenger RNA from Armigeres subalbatus, 1820 nucleotides. RefSeq lists its product as uncharacterized. Gene Ontology annotation, molecular function: ligand-gated monoatomic ion channel activity. Gene Ontology annotation, cellular component: membrane. NCBI's taxonomy places the organism in Eukaryota, Metazoa, Arthropoda, Insecta, Diptera, Culicidae. The record is from RefSeq and is a predicted model, not a curated record. The transcript has a single exon. The coding region runs from base 1 to 1812 and encodes 603 amino acids.